This is a messenger RNA of Prorocentrum cordatum, 795 nucleotides long. Lineage: Eukaryota; Dinophyceae; Prorocentrales; Prorocentraceae. The record is from the annotation of a GenBank genome assembly.
GCCUGGGCAGUGGCAUCGUGGCCCGCUGGUUUCGCAAGCCUGACGAUGGGUUCCUGCGCGAACCUUUGUUUCUGGACGGGCCCGCGUUCGAGCCGACGCGCGCGGCGACCCGCCGAGCUGGAUGGGCGACCUGUCAGGUCAGCGAGACCGGCACCUUGGAGGCUGCCUGCUACGGCGCCGCGAGGGCCGACCUGCGACCGCAGCAGACGGCCAAUAAUGCCAAGGGCUUCGCUUGCUCGAUGCUGACCGAGGGCGCCAGUGCGCCAGUGGCAUUGGCCGACCUGGCGCCCACCUUUUGGAGCAGGUUCUUCGCUGUCUUCGGGCCCGAGGACUACGAGGUUCGCAAGGAGGUGCUGGUGCACUGCAAGGCUUUCGCGCUGAUCGUGGCGGAGCUGGCUCGGUGGAUAGCCCAGGUGUCCAUCCUUUUGCAACAGGGCGGCCUACGCGACGCGCAGGGCCUGCCUGGGGGGCAGGAGUGGAGGCGGCCUGUGGUGACGCACAACGACGGCCCGAGUCUCCACCCUGCUGAGGCGGCCUCGGGCUCGGCACCCAGGCGCGAGCGCCCCAUGGCGUCAGCAGCGGCGGGCCUCGGCAUUGGCGCGGGGCCGCUCGCCACGCUGGGCCACUGCGCGCGCGGCGCUUUGGCCGACGGCGCGGACGAGGGGCCCGCGGGGCGCUUGAUCAGCUGCAGCCGCUGCGGUGCCUGCGCGGACAUUGACGGGGGCAGAGGGCCCAAGCUGCGCGCAGAGUGCCUGGGUUGCCCACCCGCAGGGCCCAAGGGCAAGGGCGGUCGAG